UAUGAAUGGACGACGUAUAUGAAUGAUUUUUCUUACUGCUCAUUACCAUUACUGUCAGCCGUCAGUAUUGGCAGUGAAAUAUAAUGGUUAUAUGUCACCUAACGAUGCUGUGAUAAGCGUAGCGGUUAUAUCUUGCAAUUAUUUGGAUUUUAUUCAAUCUGGAGCCGACCGAGAUGGGCUUGCUUACAGAUCCUAGAGCUGGAACAGGAAAACUCAUAAAAUUAAUGUUAAAAUGGGAGAAACCCUUGUGCUUCAUAUUAUACGUAGGAGGAAUUAUAUGGCUAAUGCUUUUGGCGUUACCGGCAUUUAACGAUAAUACCUAUUUUUCCGAAAAUGCAUUGCUGCCUGGAUUAGUUACGAAAGAAAGUAAUCUGGAACAAACGUCGAAGCAAUACUAUCAUGAAUUAAUUCACGAAAUGAAGAGAUAUCCAGAUAGUAUGCCUUAUGCAUGGCUUUCUGCAAAAUUCAGUCAGCUUCAUUUGGAUGUAUUUGUACAUAAUUUCUCCUUGAUUUAUCCAUUCCAAGAACAAAAGUUUGUAGGACAAAAUAUCUAUGGUAUUGUUAGAGCUCCACGGGCAUCUAGUACUGAAGCUAUUGUAGUCAGUGUUCCAUAUAGACCUAUUAACAGUAUUUAUCUAGACACUACACCUUCGGUAGCACUGUUACUUGCAUUUGCAAAAUUUUGCAGAAAACAAAAAUAUUGGGCAAAGGAUAUAAUAUUUCUUGUGACAGAACAUGAGCAAUUGGGUAUGCAGGCAUGGCUAGAUGCAUAUCAUGGAGUUACUAGUGGCCAAGAGGGUAUCUUGAUAGCAGGAGACUUAUCUGGAAGAGCUGGAUCUAUUCAAGCCGCUAUCAAUUUGGAAUUUCAUGCAAUGAAAAUUACAUCAAUUGAUGUCAAGAUAGAAGGACUGAAUGGACAACUACCCAAUUUAGAUCUUUUUAAUUUAGCACAAAAUAUGAUAGCUAAGGAAGGAAUUCGACAAUCUUUCCAACGUCGAUUUGAUGUUAAUUAUAGAGAUAAAUUGAAAAGUUGGGAAUAUCAUUUUAAUACACUAAUGAGUAUGGUAGUAACACAAGCAACUGGGAUUCCAACUGGUAAUCAUGGACUUUUCCACAGAUUUGGUAUAGAAGCUAUUACAUUAGAAGGUUUUCAAAAAUCUGGCAGAGAGACGGAAGCAAAUUUUUAUCAAGUAGGACGCGUAGUGGAAAGUAUAGUGCGAUCACUGAAUAAUUUACUAGAACGUUUUCAUCAAUCAUAUUUCUUCUAUCUAUUGCCUUCCACUGAUCGGUAUAUUUCUAUUGGAUUAUACAUGCGGCCUUUGGUGCUGAUAAUCGCUGGUGUAUUUAUAAAGGCAUUUUCUAUUUGGCAAAGACUGCAAACAUCAAACAACGAGAAAAAGAACAAAAUUGAAGAAUUUGAUAUUGGAAGUGUUGCUUCUGAAGUGUUGUGGGCACACAUAUUUGGAGUAUUAAUAAUGGCUUCUCCUCGAUUUUUUGCUUUAAUUGGAUCACGAAUGUUUCACCUACGUACAGAGGAUUCAUUAUAUGCCAGUUUCGCUCUUAUUACGAUUUUCACAUUAUUGCGACGCUUUUAUUUGAGAAGAUCGAUCAAAUACGAGAAUAUAUCGCUUGUUUGCGUUAUCGCAUCGAUCGAACUGGCCACUGCAUUAAUGUGCAUAGCUAUGCAUAAUUUUUCAUUAGCAUUAUUAACGGCCAUCGUAUAUGUACCAGUUAUAUUAUUAAUAACACCGCAUCACAAAUCUGCGUCCAGAUUACGAAGCUGCCAAUACAUCGCAUGGAUUAUACUACAUCCGUUCAUCGCGUCGGCGAUGGUUGUGAUGGGUUAUACGUAUUUCAAUUUUCCUACCGAUUCUGUCGUAUCUCUGCUUCUCAGAGGCUAUCGCGCUAACAAGCAAGCGCUCGUAUUCAGUAUUGUAGACUCUAUGAUAUAUGGCAACUGGUUCUACAACGUUACUACCGCUGUUAUGUUACCGAUAUGGUUGUUGUUUUGGAAUGUUAUGCGUUCCAGCGCCGAAGUACCCUCAUAAUAAAAUGAUUGCAUAAUUUA
Messenger RNA from Camponotus floridanus (Florida carpenter ant), 2068 nucleotides. RefSeq names its product glycosylphosphatidylinositol anchor attachment 1 protein (gene GAA1). The coding region runs from base 174 to 2048 and encodes 624 amino acids. The transcript has 11 exons. Gene Ontology annotation, biological process: attachment of GPI anchor to protein. Lineage: Eukaryota; Metazoa; Arthropoda; Insecta; Hymenoptera; Formicidae. The record is from RefSeq and is a predicted model, not a curated record. Gene Ontology annotation, cellular component: membrane; GPI-anchor transamidase complex.